Molecule: messenger RNA, 1049 nt
Organism: Selaginella moellendorffii
Lineage: Eukaryota; Viridiplantae; Streptophyta; Lycopodiopsida; Selaginellales; Selaginellaceae
Product: pentatricopeptide repeat-containing protein At5g43790-like
Exons: 2
Coding region: 439-1026 (195 amino acids)
Biological process (GO): RNA modification
Molecular function (GO): protein binding; RNA binding
Source: RefSeq, a predicted model, not a curated record
GAUUGAGGGAUGCCUAUUCCGGGAAAUGCUGCGAUCACAGUAGUCUAAGAGCUUGUGCAGAGUGUUCAAUGUCUUCCACGAUUUGGACAAUGGAGUGUAGUAUGUUUGUCGAAGACGGAGAGACAUUCUCUGGCACUCCGUACCGUUAGAUAAGACCAUGGCUAUGGCGCGUGUGCUGUGGGGCGCCAUGGAUUUUCGAAGAUCAGACGGCGCGACGUUUCUGGCGGCUCUCAAAGCUUGCAGCAAGCUAGCAGCGAUCGAGAAAACCGAUUUUCUUGAUCGCGUGAGCUCCAAAUCAAGAGCUUGGUGCGAGCAAGCCGGAUGGCACACAGACGUGCUCGUCGCCAGCGCUUUGGUCGACGUCGACGCGUAUGGGAAAUCCUGCCGCUCGGAUGAUCUUCGAGGAAUGGAAACCUCGACGUUGUCUCGUGGACUUCCAUGAUCUCGGGAUUAGAACUGUUCCAAGAAUUCAUGGCGAGCAGCACCAAUCGAUCCAGUGCCAGGAGUUUUGUGGGCGCUCAAGUCGUGUUCUGGGCUGGCCGCGAGGGAAGAACGGCGAAAUUUUCUGGAAAGUUGGCGGCGAUGAAGAUGGUGCGAGCUAUAUUUCUCCACAGCGAGGCAGCAAAGAGAGGUUUUGAUCUGGACGUGUUCGUCGCGAGCACGCUGGUGGAUCUCUACGCAAAGUGUGGAAGCGUGGAUCUAGCUCGAGCGGUGCUUGACAAGUUUGAUCAUCGCCAAUCCAGUUGCCAGGCAGCGAUGGCGCUGGAUGUCUUCUCGCAGAUGACGAUGCUGGAUAGAUCGAAAAGAGAGAUUUUUGGGACGAUCGUCGCGGCCGCCAAUGCGUGCACGAGCAUGGCUGCCAGCGAGCAAUCAUCCCGAAUCCCCGAAUCCAUCGAUAGCGAUGGAGGUGUUUGUGUGAUCAAAGUGGAGACGAUCCACGCGACAGCUCGCGGUCUGAGCGUGAAGCUGGAUCGAUUCGUGGCCUCAAUAUGUACUCCAAGUGUGGAGCACGAUCGAGGCGCAUAGGAUCUUCGCCGGGACGAAGACCC